Molecule: messenger RNA, 630 nt
Organism: Kwoniella botswanensis
Lineage: Eukaryota; Fungi; Basidiomycota; Tremellomycetes; Tremellales; Cryptococcaceae
Exons: 1
Coding region: 1-630 (209 amino acids)
Source: RefSeq, a predicted model, not a curated record
AUGUCUCAAACCGACACUUACUAUUCCACUUCUUCAGCCUCAUUUAUAUCCAAAAGAAAGAAAAGAGUUUCGACCGUCACUGAUAAAUCUGGUGAUACUGAAAGAUCAUCCCGAAGAGGUCUGUUUGGAUUGAAAUCCAAAUCUAGAGAUUCAGCUUCUAGUUCAAGCAGCAUGGGACUUUCGGAUACCAAUGUAUCCGGCUCAGUACACUCGAGAGAUUUUGCGACACCCCAACCUGUUUCGGAUGAUUAUAUGUCCACCGUCGACGACAAACCUGCUGAACCGAUACGCUCAUCAGAUGGUUAUAUCAUUAUUGACCGUCCCAGACAAUCCCCGUCUCCAAAUUCGUUUGGCUCCACGGCUGAUACGGUAUUCGAUGCUCAUCCUGAUAUAGCGGAAGCGGAGGAUGAACUGGAGCGUAAGAGGGUUCAAGCGUACCUUGCCAAAGAAGCCGAGAUUACUCAUCUGAGAAUGAUGACUUCCGAGAUACGUGGCAAAAAUACCGUGAGCGAAUACACCGAAGAAUGCGAUUAUAAUGAUACUGGUAAGUCGGAUUAUACUCAAAAGAAUCAGGAAAGGUCAGAGCAAGCUAGAAAGAUCUUGAAACAGACUAUGAACUUUAGCUUUUGA